Messenger RNA from Polyodon spathula (Mississippi paddlefish), 1492 nucleotides. Its product is annotated as protein eva-1 homolog C-like. The transcript is spliced from 6 exons. The record is from RefSeq and is a predicted model, not a curated record. Lineage: Eukaryota; Metazoa; Chordata; Actinopteri; Acipenseriformes; Polyodontidae. The coding region runs from base 1 to 870 and encodes 289 amino acids. Gene Ontology annotation, molecular function: carbohydrate binding.
AUGAUCUGGAACUUUGCCCUCUGGAAGAAUCACAGCAGUAAAGUCGUGUGUGAAAAUGAGAAGCUGCGGCUGGUCUGUAAGAAUCAGACAGUGCUGGCCAUCUACUCAGCUACGUUCGGCCAUUUACACCAUGGGAACCCUGAGUGUCCACAAGGGAACAGCACAGGACCUGACAUUGAGUGUCUGUCCCCCUUGGCCCUGAAGAAGGUCUCUCGGAGGUGUCACAGCAAACCCAACUGCUCGGUCUCUGCUGACAUGCACACUUUCGGGGACCCCUGCUUCCCAGGGGUGAUCAAGCACCUGAGGGUGUCGUACACGUGUGUCCCUACAAACCUUUUGGAAGAACUGGGACGCGGAUCGCCAGACCCCUUUUCACUGUCAGACUACACACACGGAGGGUGGUACACUGGCCCAGGAGUGUCCAGGCUUCAGGACAAACUGGUGAUUUUUACCAGCUCUUUGGAAAUCUUUGCCCAGAUCUGGGGGUGGCCCGAGAGAGUCGCUCUGUACUUCGUCUCUGGAAUCUGCGCCGGCCUGGUCUUCCUGUCCUGCCUGUUUGGGCUGAAGGCCACGCUGGUUCGAGACAUCAAGGGUCUGUGCUUGGACCUGGAGGAGGAGUUGAAGGUGGACCUGCCAGCGGAGGACCCCAGUCGGGAGGAGAUCGAGGACUACGAUGACGACACCUCCUCUGAUUCCUCCUUCCGCCGCCUGACUCGCUCCUACCGUGCCUCUGAAAACAUCUUCAGCCCGGAAGUGACGGCUGAGCUGGUGGACAGAGCCGAGGUCAAGGAGCCAGGGGUCAAUGAAAUCUGGCUGCACAAGGACUCAAGCCCCUAUGCCAUUCACAAGAUCAAAGCAGCUACUAAAUAAUGCUGGGUGAACAAUGAUCAUGUUAAAGAUGCAAAAAGCAAUUUAAAUGUCUUGUUUCACAUGCUUCUUAACAACAAAUCAAGAUGUUUUAUAUAUAUAUAUAUAUAUAUAUAUAUAUAUAUAUAUAUAUAUAUUUGUGAUUUGCUGUGACUUUGUAGGGACUCAGAUCAGCUGAGAGACUGACUAACCUUUCACAUGCAAAGCUAAACUGACAAGGACUAGCAAGUGAGCAACUAAUUCAAAGCUUGAGAUUAACAAUAAAACUGUGGAAUGUAGAGCUCUGAUAAAAUAAAAUAAAAUAAAAUAAAAAUUCCCCUUUAAAGCGGAUUAUUUUAAUUCUAAGGGGAUUUUAUUUCCUAGAUCAGUGCCACCUAGUGGUUGAAUAGUGUGCUAUGCUUGGUAACAAGUAAUGGAACAAGUUAACUGUGAAUUUUGUAUCGUAAGACAACUCCAAAACCAAGGCAAUCCUAAAACCGAAAUAAUGAGCAAACUUACCCCUUUACUCGUUUGCUUCUGAAUUACCAAUGAAAUUGACAUGUCUGGGUUGAUGCUUUAGGAAACUAUGCAAUAAAGGAGUUCUCGAUGUGUCCUGUUUUAAACUGGAAUAAAGCUAAGACCCUCA